CUACCGCUUUAGCUCAACAUUGAUGAAAUGGAUAUCCUUGUAUCACUGAUUAGUAUGUUUCAUCCACGUAGAGACAAGUGAUGGUUAAUAUUGAUUGUCUUGUGUUCUUCUCCAUCAGAUCUAUCCAUAGCACCAUGAACAGUGACCCACCCCCUCCCUACCCUGGGGGUCCCACAGCCCCACUAUUAGAGGACAAGCAUGGCUCCCCCAGCAUGGAAGAUAACAGACAAGCUCCAGCGCCCUAUCCACCCAGCCUGCCCUUCGCCCCCCCAGAAUCUGGACCUCCUCCAUAUGAGGCUAACCCGGGAUACAUUCCCCCAAACCCUGGUUAUUACCCUCCUCCUGGACCCUAUGGACCUAUGGGCUACUACCCACCUACAGCUGGACCGUAUCCACCCCAGUUCCCAUCCCCCAGUGCCCACGCCGCCACCACUGUCCUCGUGCCACCCGGAGCUGGCCCUACUUCUGCCACUACCACCACGGUGACCGUACUGCAAGGCGAGAUGUUCCAGGGUUCUCCAGUACAGACAGUGUGCCCGCACUGCCAGCAGCCAAUCACCACUAACAUCAACCACGAGAUCGGGCUCAUGAAUCUCCUGCUCUGCUGCUUCUGCUGCUUUGUGGGAUGUGACCUGGGCUGCUGUCUCAUUCCUUGUAUGAUCAACGAUCUGAAAGAUGUAACCCACACCUGUCCUAACUGCAAGGCCUACAUCUACACCUACAGAAGAAUGGGCUAAAAGACAUUUCAUAAGUUCCUCUCCAUCCCUAAAGCAUUCAUCUCCAAGCUACAGUCUCAUCUUCUCCUCCACCUGCCCAUCCCCACUCAGAUGCUGUGAAUCGAGACUCCUGAUACGUCUAGGUCCAAACAUGACAUGGUCUGCUUAUAAAAUGAAGGAAAGAAGUCAUUUCAGACUGACGACCAUAGUCCAAGUGUCUUCUGGUGGUGCCCCCUCCCCUCCCAAGACAACUGGAAGAUAUUGCUGAUGACUUUUAUGCUGCUUUUAGGAUCACUUAGGACUAGAAAGUCAAUGUGUCAAAACAGAGUCUAGUUCAGAUGGGCAACUAUUGGGUUAUGACAUAACUGAAACACUGUCGUGGCUUUGUUGUUCCAAGUGUGCCGACACUGGUGGCCUCAUAGGAAGGGAAGCUGACUUGCAAGAUUGUCCAUACCAUUUCCAGAUUUCCAUACGUCAAGUCUGCGCUCCCAAUCUGCUCAAUCUUCAGCCCCAUCUUGGCUACCUCAGAGAUAAGUGGCAUUAGGUUUUCGUGAAAGGCCAAGGUUGGUUUUCACAAAGAAGGGUAGACCAAUCUGUCCCACCAGGAAAUCGGCUGCUUUUAAAAUAGGACUUACUACUAAUCUGCAUUUUUACACUUUUCCUGGUUUUUGGUAGCAUAUAAAAGCUCCAGGGGGGUUUGCCUUUUGAUGUGAUGACGCUUCAAUCGUGGCUGAAAGGAUUUACUGGAACUGGUCUACACAGACGCACACGUUUUGAAUUCUCCAAGCUUUCACAUUCAUCAUAUACCGUAAAAAAUUGGCCAAACCAAAAUAAUCAUCCACCUGCUUCUUGUACCUCUCAGGGCCUCCGAUGGUGAUAUCUCUGCACCUAGGUUCCCAACUCCUCCCACCUUCCAUAACAGUUGUCUCGCUCUGAUUUUAGGUUGUGUAGCAUGCCACAGGAUGAGUGAACUAUUCCUGUUUUGGCCUAAUAGAUGUGCCAGUCCUCCAGCACCCAUCCCUCCGUGACAAGUUGGCUUUGGGGGGGGACUGAUCUUUUAAGAUUUUUCAUACCACUUGCGGUUGGCUCCCCUACUAUAUGAUUUUAAAAUGUUGUCUUGUCGGUAAUUAUUAUUAAGUGGGUUGCAGCAGAUGACCCAGAAAUAUAUGCAUUUGACAUUAUAAUCAGUAGGACCGCGACUAUGGAACGCUCUACCUACAGACAUUCGAAUGGAAGUGAACCAUCGGGCCUUCAGGAAAAAAAUUAAGACACAUGUAUUCUGAAGCGUGGCUGGACGACGACAUUGGAUACAGCGCCUUCAGGCGAUUUAGUUCGCAUUUGUAGCGCUAUACAAGUUACUCACUCACACUCAGUAAUCAUCUCAUUCAUCCUCACAAUGCAGUUAGAUGACCUCCCUUAUCCGUGCAUUGCACUAUAAGACUGCCCUCAGCCGCUGUCUUUCUCCAUCCUCCACCCAAGCUUGGAUUUUGGAUGGUUUCAUCUAACUGUAUCUCAUCUUCACUUGGAUCCCGACAAAGUGACCCUGUCAUUUACACCCUGUAGAGGCGGCUGUUUUUUUUACAGACUAGUGCUGGUCCAGAUUAUCGGUCCACUGGAAGCCCAUGACAUUUCUGGACUGUCACCAACUUCGCUGGCAUCAAUAAUCUUUAAACUGGUAUAGCUGAGCAGCUCUCACAAUGGAUGCUCUUGCUCUAAAUUUCACAGAGCUCAUGGAAAGGCUCUGCGAACCGUCAUCUCAGUCAUCCUCAUGGUGCAUUUAGAUCACGUCCCAUAUCCGCGCAUUGCACUAGAAGCCUGCCCUCAGCCGCUGUCUUGCUUCAUCCUCCACCCAAGCUCAGAUUUUGGAAUGUUUUUCAUCUUUUGGUAUCUAAUCGGAGGGAGGAAUUCAGCUUCACUUGGAUCUGAAUAAAGUGACCCUGUCAUGCACACCCUGUAGAGGUGGCUGUUUUUCCAGACUAGUGCUGGUCCAGAUUAUCGGUCUACUGGAAGCCAUGACACCAACUUCACUGGCAUCAAUGAUCUUUGCAAUGGUAUAGCUUGGCCCUCACAAUGGAUGCUUUGGCUCUAAACAUCACAAGGCUCACAGAAAGGCAAGGCCACUCAGAACUGAUAUUUCAGCUGUAGGUAGAUGCUGGUGGGCUGAAUCUCUCUUGCUUCUUAAAUCUUUUAGAGAUCAUAAUCAAGAGAUCUCUGCACCAGAGGAACUAUCAGAAUGUUGUAAUUCUACUAAGGAGGAAGCCGUUAGGCAGGGUUUCUCAACCAGGGUUCCUUGAACAAUAAGCAGCUUUUGCAUCUCAGAUAAGUCCCUCUAAGUUGAUCCUUUUUAGUUACAGUGGAACCUCGGAUUGCGAGUAACGCGGUUAACGAGCGUUUCGCAAUACGAGCACUGUAUUUUGAAAAAU
Messenger RNA from Rana temporaria (common frog), 3139 nucleotides. RefSeq names its product cell death inducing p53 target 1 (gene CDIP1). The record is from RefSeq and is a predicted model, not a curated record. Gene Ontology annotation, molecular function: zinc ion binding. The transcript has 4 exons. NCBI's taxonomy places the organism in Eukaryota, Metazoa, Chordata, Amphibia, Anura, Ranidae. Bases 81 to 737 code for a protein of 218 amino acids. Gene Ontology annotation, biological process: intrinsic apoptotic signaling pathway in response to DNA damage by p53 class mediator; tumor necrosis factor-mediated signaling pathway.